AUGGGGACUGUAGACAAAGCUUUUCGAAAGGCAGGUCAAGGUCCAGGCCUAGAAAUAUGGAGAAUAGAAAAAAUGAAAGUAAUUCUACAAGAACCAAAGACGUAUGGAGAAUUCUACACCGGCGAUUCAUACAUCCUUUUACAUACAAAGAAAAAUAUAAAGAGUGAAAAGUUGGAAUGGAAUAUUCAUUUUUGGUUAGGGAAUGAUACAUCUCAGGAUGAGAUGGGUGUAUCAGCAUAUAAAACAGUUGAACUGGAUGAUUACCUUGGUGGGGCACCAGUCCAGCAUAGAGAAGUUCAGGACCACGAAUCAAAACUAUUUCUCUCCUACUUUGCAAAAGGAAUUCGAUAUCUCACAGGAGGCGUUGACUCAGGAUUUAGACAAGUGCAAAGAGGAAAAUAUGAAAAACGUUUGUUUCAAAUAAAAGGAAAGAAAAAUGUGCGCGUAAAACAGGUUGAAUGUUCCUGUAUGUCACUGAAUCAAGGCGAUGUGUUCUUGCUAGACUGUGGACUAACCCUGCAUCUCUGGAACGGACCACAAAGCAGUACAUUUGAACGUAUGAAGGGCCAUCAAGUCGCCAAAAAUAUUCGUGAUGAGGAACGAGGCGGUAAAGCAGAAAUAAGAAUUAUAGAUAUUAGAUGGAACUCCGAUAUUAAAUUCUUUGCCGACUUGGGAUCAAAAACUGUCAUUGCCGAAUCGUCGACAGCUGGUGAUGAUCAUGAAUUCGAAAAGAAACUUAUCUCUGAAAUUAAAUUGUACAGUGUUUCAGACGCUUCUGGCAAAAUGGAAAUAACUGAAAAAUCGAGAAAACCAUUUGGACAGACCGACCUUGAUUCAAAUGACUGCUUUAUUCUUGAUGCUGGUCCUAGCGGUAUAUUUGUAUGGGUUGGAAGAAAAUGUACAAACGAAGAAAAGAAGUCGGCUUGGAAAUAUGCUACAGAUUUUUUAGAAAUGAAGGGAUACCCAAAUUGGACAGCUAUAACCCGUAUCGUAGAAAGAGGCGAGACACCAGUGUUUAAACAAUAUUUUACCUCAUGGAUAGAUUACAAUGAUCAAAAGGGACUUGGAAAUGUUUAUAAUGUUGGCAAUAUAGCAGAAAUCAAAGAACAAGAAGCAAUAGACUACUGUAAGCUGCACGUACGAAAACAGUCGAUAGAAGAAAAUGAUUCAAUAGACAAUGUACAGAAUAAGAUAUGGAAAAUAGAGAAUGGAGGAGUGCGAUUAUUACAGAAUUGUCCCUUCACAGUUUUAUCGUCUAAUUCCUGCUACAUAAUUAUUUCAACAUUCAGCAUCAAUCUGAAAAAGCAUACUCAUGCAUAUUUUUGGCAGGGCACACGAAGUUCUACAGACGACAAAACUGCAUCUGCUAUUUAUACCAAAAGACUUUGUGAAGAGACGGAAAAUGGAACGAUAGAGCAGAUACGAAUAGAACAAGGAAAAGAAACCGACACUUUCAUGAAAAUUCUUGAUGGAAAACUUAUCAUCACAAUGAAUGAAGAUUCAACAGAUAAAGACCAACAAAUGUAUCAUAUUAGAGGAACAAAUACUCAUAACACGAAGGCCAUAGAGGUGGAGUUCGGAUCCAAAUCGCUGAACUCGUACGAUGUGUUUCUUGUACUUUCAAAAUCCGUUUUAUAUAUUUGGAUUGGAGAGAUUUCGAUUGGAACGGAGAUUCACGCAGCUAUGACACUAGCAACAUACUUAUCUCCAGAAAGUUGUAUUAAUAACAUACACGAGGGUGAAGAAACCGAUUCGUUUUGGGAUGUACUUGGUGGAAAAGAUCUUUAUGCUCAGAGUACCAGAAAUAAGAUAAAAGAGUUGAACAACCAAAAUCUUGUCAGACUAUUUUCAUGUUCAAAUACCACCGGGAUGUUCAAAGUUACAGAAAUUGUUAACUUCACGCAACAGGACCUGUUAGAAGAUGAUGUGAUGCUGUUAGAUGCUUUUGACAAGAUAUUUGUUUGGGUUGGAAGAGGAGCCAAUCGGCUGGAACGCCAGAAAUCUCUCGAGACUGCACUUAAUUACUUAACAUCGGACCCAUUUGGAAGAACAGAAGACAACACUAGAUUAUUUCAGAUAAAACAAGGAUACGAACCGUCUACAUUCACUUCACAUUUUCACGGAUGGGAUCACAACUGCUGGCGGUCGGGAAUCUACAAGAAGGAAAAUAUAAAUUUAGACACCAAGACUGAAGAAAUAACAACUGUUCAAGAGGAACUGGAGAAACUAGAUCAAAAUUAUUCACACGAACAGCUUCUCCAGAAACGAUUACCUGAAGGUGUGGACUCUACUUGCAAGGAAAAGUAUUUAAAAGACGAUGAAUUUCUCAGAAUAUUUGGAAUGUCAAAAGUAAUGUAUGCAUCUAAGCCGAAAUGGAAACAACUAGAACUAAAGAAAAGAGUUGGUCUAUUUUGAAAAUUUUACGACUAUGGUAAACUUGUUUUAUAUGUGUUUUGAAUCUAACAUUUGCAUAUUUUUAAUUUUGUAAAUUUAUUACAUGUCCUUACAAUGAUUAAAGACAAUACUAGUAUAUACGA
Messenger RNA from Mytilus trossulus (common blue mussel), 2537 nucleotides. Its product is annotated as advillin-like. Bases 1 to 2415 code for a protein of 804 amino acids. The record is from RefSeq and is a predicted model, not a curated record. NCBI's taxonomy places the organism in Eukaryota, Metazoa, Mollusca, Bivalvia, Mytilida, Mytilidae. Gene Ontology annotation, biological process: actin filament severing; cytoskeleton organization; barbed-end actin filament capping. Gene Ontology annotation, molecular function: phosphatidylinositol-4,5-bisphosphate binding; actin filament binding. Gene Ontology annotation, cellular component: cytoplasm; actin cytoskeleton. The transcript has 27 exons.